AUGAAGACGCAAGGAUCUAUGAGCCUAGUGGCAUUGAAUUCCAUGCGGAAGAUCUCCUUGCGGAAUAUUUUCGACUUCGCCAUCCGCGAGGAACAUGAUGAUGUUGAUGAGUUUAGGGAAAUCUAUAUGCCGACAGCAAUCAGUAAUGCAGUGCUAUGGAACCGUGUUUCUUCCAUGGAGAUUCUGCUGGCAUCCGAUUCUAAGCCAGAUUUGACGAGGAGCGAUCUGGGUAAAGCCUCUGCCAUUGCCUUGGCUGUCGGUUGUGGAUCCCCUCAAACAGUCAAACUAAUCUUAGAAAAGAGCACAACCAUGAAGGACGACUCAAAGUCCGAUUUGAUUCAAAUGGCAAUCGAUAACUACAAACACAAAGUAUUAACGUUGCUCAUCAAAUCUGGUAUCGAGUUUGUGAGUGGCGAAGAAAACGAGGCUGGCAAGCUCUCCGUAAGGCCGCAUCUACUCUUCGCCGCUACACACGGUGCGACAGAAUGUGUCCGGAUUUUACUGAGCUAUGCGGUUAAGCCGGACAUCUUGAGCACAGUCAGUUCGGCUCUGUACGGGGCCGUUGAGAACGGAUAUACUGACAUUGCCCGUAUAUUGCUCCAGUAUGAACCAAACCAAGACUUUAACGUGCAACCUCCUGACAAGCCUAUGCUUUUAACGGUGGCAAUCGAGACUGGAGACUCUGAGUUCGUAUCAAUGUUGAUCCAACACGGCGCCGAGGUUAACGCUCUUGACACAUAUUUUGUGAACAUAAAGACACCGCUUUCAAGAGCUUUCUAUGGAUGCCAUUUGGACAUCGCGAAGCUCCUAGUUCAGAACGGAGCAGACAUCAAUCACUCCGACGGUGUUUCAUAUCCUCCGCUAAUCGCCGCCCUCUUUCAUGGCGGCAGUGAAUCGGCUGAAUACAUACUGCAAGACGAAAAAGUUGAUGUCAACCAAGUAGGUCCUGAUGGCCUAACUGCACUCAUCGCUGCUGUCAAAUAUCCCACCAUCGUCCAAGAGUUACUCUCAAAAGGCCUUCCUAUCGACCACGAUAGCAUCCUGGGGACUGCACUCUCCAGGGCUACGCAACUCAAUCUGCCCGAGACAGUUGAAGCUCUCAUCAAACAUAAUGCUAAGCCUGAUCUGGAAUCCUGCUUCUUCCGUCAUUCGAAAUGCGUCAAGCUUCUGCUAGAUGCUGGGGCCAAUGCCUAUUUUCGAAAUAAUAACGGCGACAAUGCACUUGAUAUCCUGCUAGCCGGGGACCAAGGCUACAGACAAGCUGAAGAGUGUUUCAGGCUACUGCUGUCUAAUCGCAAUGGUAGUAAUGCGGGUCAUGUCAACGAGAAGCGCCAGACCCUGCUCCAUUUCAUCCAGAGAAGGACAAGAGUUUCAAUCGUCGAGCUACUACUAGCCUCGGCGGUGGUCCCAAUUGACACUCAGGAUGAAGAUGGAUAUACACCACUGGCUAUCGCCGUCAGAGAGCAAAACCUAAGUGCUGCCAGCAUCUUACAUAUAGUCGUCGUUAACGGCGAUCUGAGCAUUGUUAAAUUUCUCGUUGAUGCUGGGGCCGAUCGCGAGGCAGUUGAUCCCAAGUACGGCAAGUCGUUAUUAUACACUGCAUUCGAUAUUGAAGACGACUGGGGCCUCGAGAAAAUGGUCAAGUAUCUCGUUGACGAAGUCAGGGUACCAAUUAACAAAUUCGGUGGUAGCCUGGGCUAUCCUAUCAUUCGUGCAGUGGUUUUGGUCAGGCACCAUGUCACGAACAUCAUCAGAAUUAUAAAGUUCUUCAUCAGGCGUAAGGCUGACAUCAAUCUCGCUGACAGCCAAGGCAGAACUGCGCUACAUAUUGCCUGUUUAUCACCACCCGAGUGUGUAAGAGUCCUGGUGGCGGCCGGUGCGAAUGUUGACACAAGAGACAAGUAUAGUCGAUUGCCGAUACACUUUGCGGCGGGAACGGAUUCAACACAUAUCGUCGCGUAUCUUUUGGACCAGUAUAAAGAUACGGAUAUCAAUGUGGAAGAUGAGGAUGGUUGGACUCCUCUGAUGUGGGCAGCAAGAUCGGGUUCUGCAGAUGUCAUCACCAUGUUGGUUGAGCGAGGUGCUGACACAGACUUGAGGCAUUUACUGGAGCCCAAGGAGCGCGUCAGAAUCACCUCUGAGGGCAUAGAGGAGUGGGUGAUAACUUCCACAAGAUUGAACCGGGAGACUGGACCUCAUAUUAUGGCAAAAGCUGUUUUAUGGUUGCCAGUGGAAGGUAUUGAACCAUUGUAUGGUGAGGAAGACUCAAAGGGCGAUGAAGAUUUCGACCUCCACGGUGACCACUAA
Messenger RNA from Trichoderma aggressivum f. europaeum, 2307 nucleotides. RefSeq lists its product as uncharacterized. The transcript is spliced from 7 exons. The record is from RefSeq and is a predicted model, not a curated record. Bases 1 to 2307 code for a protein of 768 amino acids. NCBI's taxonomy places the organism in Eukaryota, Fungi, Ascomycota, Sordariomycetes, Hypocreales, Hypocreaceae. Gene Ontology annotation, molecular function: protein binding.